Molecule: messenger RNA, 1530 nt
Organism: Suillus subaureus
Lineage: Eukaryota; Fungi; Basidiomycota; Agaricomycetes; Boletales; Suillaceae
Product: cytochrome P450
Exons: 11
Coding region: 1-1530 (509 amino acids)
Molecular function (GO): heme binding; oxidoreductase activity, acting on paired donors, with incorporation or reduction of molecular oxygen; iron ion binding
Source: RefSeq, a predicted model, not a curated record
AUGUUGAUACCUAACGUCACUUGGCUGGACUUAUGCCUUGCUGGCAUCGGAGCAUACCUGGUCAAGCAGGUGUUGAACAAGAAUCUUACACCAUAUCCUCCCGGCCCCCGUGGGUGGCCUCUCGUUGGGAACAUCCAAGACAUACCUCAAAUCAAGCCUUGGCUCACCUUUGCGGAGUGGGGAAAGAAGUAUGGUGCUAUCUCGCAUGUUGAGAUCCUGGGUCAGCACAUCAUCGUACUAAAUUCAGUCAAGAGUGCGGUGGACAUGUUAGACAAGAAAGGUGCUGUUUACUCUGACCGUCCUGUUCUACCUAUGGGUGGCGAACUUGUUGGCUGGAAAUCCACUUUGGUUCUUCUUCCGUAUGGUGACCUCUGUCGCCAGCAGCGCAAGAACAUACACCAAACCAUGGGCAAUCGCGCCACCUUGGAAAUCUACCACCCAAUCGAGGAGAUUGAAUUUCACCGAUUCCUGAAGCGUGUGUUUUUGAACCCCGAGCAACUGCAAGCUCAUAUUCAACACACCGCUGGUGCUAUCAUUCUGCGAAUCUCUCACGGUUAUGAGGUGAAGGAGAAUAACGAUCCAUUUAUCGACCUCGUGGACCGCGCCAUGGACCAAUUCUUGCGGUGUACUACUCCCGGCGCGUUCAUGGUUGACAUCAUGCCAUCAUUGGCCAACGUCCCCGAGUGGUUCCCCGGUGCUGGCUUUAAACGCUUAGCGCGUGAAUGGUCCAAGACUCGCGAGGAUAUGGCUGCCAUACCCUACAAGUUCGUUAAAGAUCAGAUGGCUGCUGGCACUGCCCUGACGUCUUUCACCUCGAAUUUGUUGGUGGGCCGUUCUUUAUCUGCGGAAGAGGAUGACAUGGUGAUGUGGUCUGCUGCAACCCUAUACGCUGCUGGUUCCGAGACGACAGUUUCUACAAUCUACUCAUUUUUCCUUGCUAUGACACUGUUCCCUGAUGUGCAGAAGAAGGCCCAGGCUGAAAUAGACGCCGUUGUUGGUCCUGAUCGUCUUCCCUCCUUCGCAGAUCGCGACUCUCUUCCUUAUACUGAGGCCCUUGUGAAAGAAGUUUUUCGCUGGAGUGUUGUCGGCCCUACCGGUAUGUAUCCCCAUCGCGUUACCGAGGACGAUAUCCAUGACGGGUACCACAUCCCAAAAGGUUCCCUGGUAAUACCUAACAUUUGGUUCAUGCUUAAUGACCCGCAGACAUAUGCUAAUCCCUCGCAAUUCAACCCUGAACGCUUCUUGGACAAUAACGGAAAAGAUCCUGAACCCGAACCUCGCACGAUCUGCUUUGGUUUUGGUAGACGUAUCUGCCCCGGUCUCCACCUCGCUGAUGCCUCUGUCUGGAUAUCCACUGUGAUGUCACUCGCAGUGUUUGAUAUCUCCAAGGUAGUCCAGAAAGGUGUUAAGAUCACCCCUGAAGUUGACCAUACAUCAAGCACGAUCAGUCACCCCAAGCCGUUCAAGUGCUCUAUUAAGCCUCGUUCCACAAAAGCCGUUGCGCUUAUUCAACAGGAUGCUAACUACUAA